AGCCCCACACCUCCCCUUUCAGACCCACAACUCCCCCCCAGCCCCACAAAUGCCCCUUCAGAGCCGCAGCUGCCCCCCAGCCCCGCCCCCGUGCCCGCCGCUGACGCAAGGCCGCGGGGUCACGUGCGUGGCCAGGCCACGCCCCGGCCGCCAUCCCGCGGCCCCGAGGGGCGGGGCACGCGCAUAACACACGGGGCGGGGUCAUGCAAAUCAGGUUGUAGUGGGCGUGGUUUGGUGACGUAUCGCCGGGGGCGGGGCAUGCAGCGGGAGCGGCGGCGCGCGCCAUGGGGCCGGAGGAGCCCGACCUGUACCGGGACACGUGGGUCCGAUACCUGGGUGAGCACCGGCAACCGGGCACCGCCCUGGCACCGGGAACCGGCAAUCGGGCACUGACAUUGAGCGCUGACACCGGGAACCGGCAGCGGGCACUGACAUUGAGCGCUGACACCGGGAACCGGGCACCGGCAGCGGGCACUGACAUUGAGUGCAGAGCACUGACACUGGGUAGAGGCGCCGGGAGCUAUGGGAGCGCCGGGAACCGGGCACUGACACCGGAAACCGGGUACCAGCAUCGGGCACUGACACCGGGUUAUGCCAACGAGGUGGGCGAGUCCUUCCGCGCGCUGGUGCCAGUGCCGGUGGUGUGGGCCAGCUACGGCGUGGCCACCGCCUAUGUGACCGCCGACGCCAUCGACAAGGGCCGGAAAGCCGCCGCCGCCCACGCACAGGACCCCACGCGCGUGGGGGUGGCCGUGGUGGACACCUUCGUGUGGCAGAGCCUGGCCUCGGUGGCCAUCCCCGGCUUCACCAUCAACCGGCUGUGCGCCGCCUCGCUGGCCCUGCUGGGCGCCCUGACCCGCUGGCCCCUGCCCGUGCGCCGCUGGACCACCACUGCCCUGGGGCUGGCUGCCAUCCCCCUCAUCAUCACCCCCAUCGACAGGACUGUGGAUUUCCUGAUGGAUUCCAGCCUCCGCAAGCUUUACAGGACACCAGGAGAGCCCCCGACGUCCCACUGAGCACCGCCCUGCGCGCUCUGGGGAAACUGAGGCAUGCUGCUGUGACCCACCUACUGUGACCCCUCACUCUGGUGACCCCCAGAGUGGCCACCCUGCCCCACACUGGUCCUAAUAAACCAUUUCAAACAC
This is a messenger RNA of Passer domesticus (house sparrow), 1145 nucleotides long. It is a transcript of the gene MTFP1, whose product is annotated as mitochondrial fission process 1. Gene Ontology annotation, cellular component: mitochondrion. The record is from RefSeq and is a predicted model, not a curated record. The transcript is spliced from 4 exons. NCBI's taxonomy places the organism in Eukaryota, Metazoa, Chordata, Aves, Passeriformes, Passeridae. The coding region runs from base 285 to 1016 and encodes 243 amino acids. Gene Ontology annotation, biological process: mitochondrial fission.